This is a messenger RNA of Phytophthora nicotianae INRA-310, 270 nucleotides long. RefSeq lists its product as hypothetical. The transcript has a single exon. Lineage: Eukaryota; Oomycota; Peronosporomycetes; Peronosporales; Peronosporaceae. The record is from RefSeq and is a predicted model, not a curated record. The coding region runs from base 1 to 270 and encodes 89 amino acids.
AUGAAUAUCCUACAGCUGCGGAUGCCUGGGUCGCUGAAAGGACCAGUGAUGCCGUCACCAGCGACGACGAGCAAGCUAGACGCUGUGAAGGCUGUAUUGCGCCUGCUGAAUGACGCCGGCAUCAUGCCAGGCUCCUUUGCAGCGAAGGAUCUGUUCCAUCUGGCCUUUGAAGCGAUCCAGAGCGGUGGCUGGUGGGGUUCCUUCGGUUUUCACCUUAGGUUCCUCACCGGGCGGAUCAUGAUUCACAUCGUGAUCCGCGGUGCCCCCUGA